Molecule: messenger RNA, 595 nt
Organism: Cariama cristata (Red-legged seriema)
Lineage: Eukaryota; Metazoa; Chordata; Aves; Cariamiformes; Cariamidae
Product: chromosome unknown open reading frame, human C17orf75
Exons: 4
Cellular component (GO): trans-Golgi network
Source: RefSeq, a predicted model, not a curated record
UAACUGCAGUAUAGCAACAGAAGUAAUAUUGAAGUUGCAUACAGCUUUUUUUCGGGGUUUUUUGUUUGUUUGUUUUAAGGCUUUGAGUUAUACUCCUGUAGAAGUAAAAAAUGCAGAUGAAAGAACAGAAAAAGACAUCAGCAGGUUUCUGGCAGCUGCUAGCCUCCAAGGACUUGUUCAGGAAGGCACAAUGACCUCCUUGUGUAUUGCCAUGACUGAGGAACAGCACAAGUCAAUGAUUAUAGACUAUAGCGGACCUCAGCCUCAGUUGCAUAAUGCAGGAAGCAACAGAUUCUGUGAGGACUGGAUGCAUGCUUUUGUGAAUGGUGCUGAAGGUGGAAAUCCAUUUCUCUUCCGGCAGAUUUUGGAAAACUUUAAAUUGAAGGCCAUACAAGACAUUAACAACCUGAAGAGGUUUAUCCGCCAGGCUGAAAUGAACCACUACGCCUUGUUCAAGUGUUACAUAUUUUUAAAGAACUGUGGCAGUGGAGACAUCCUUCUGAAGAUUGUUAAAGUAGAACAUGCAGAAAUGCCAGAAGCCAGAAAUGUAGUGACUGUCCUUGAGGAAUUCAUGAGAGAAACAUCAGUGGCUUAA